CACGAUUUUUUCCCUACCUGUUAUUUUCCUACCCAGAUCUGUCUGUUCAUACCUGGGCAAAGUCUCUAGUGAGUGCUGUCAUAUGGGAGAUGGUCGCCAAGCUAGCGAUGUCAAGUGGGCAUGGAGUUGUGAUGAUGGAAUGAGGAAAAUUUCCCCGUGGGUUUGGGUUUGGCCUCAAUGAGGGUAGGCUUAGUUGAGAUACUUAUACGUCUGGUGAAUGCUUUCUAUUUUUCUGUUAGACAAGUUUUGAUACGCAUUCACGCUUCUCGAUAUUGAAUUCCAAGUUUUCGUUUUCAAAUCCUUCGAAGUUUGAAUGUCUUUCUUCGUUAAGUACUGAACCCGGUCACGAAUACCUCGAGUUCGAGACAAGAACUACAUAUCCUUCCCCAACUCAAACAGAUAUCUACCCCUGUUCUUCUCUUAAACUCCUUCACAAUGGCUCCUUCAGCCCUAGAACCAGUCUCCUUCUACCCCGAGCGAGACGGCCUCGCGCUCGAGAACCUCUCGGACGACAUCGACGCAGUCAACGUCCUCAAAGCGACCCUCAAAAAAGAAAACCCCAUGCUCUCGAAAUCCUCAUUCGACGCCGAAAAAGACAAGACCCAGUUCCGCCAAUACGAAGCCGCCUGCGACCGCGUCAAGAACUUCUACCGCGAGCAGCACGAGAAGCAGACCGUGGCCUACAACCUCAAAGCGCGCAACGACUUCAGAGCCCAGACGCGCGCCGAGAUGACGGUUUGGGAAGCCAUGGAGAAACUCAAUACCCUGAUCGAUGAGAGUGAUCCGGAUACCUCGCUCUCGCAGAUCGAGCACCUGCUGCAGACGGCCGAGGCGAUGCGCAAGGAUGGCAAGCCCAGGUGGAUGCAACUCACGGGCCUGAUCCACGAUCUGGGCAAACUGCUCUUCUUCUACGGCGCCGAGGGCCAGUGGGACGUCGUGGGCGAUACGUUCCCCGUGGGCUGCGGUUUCGAUAAAAGGAUCAUCUACCCGGAUACCUUCGCGGGCAACCCGGACCACGAUCAUCCCAUCUACGGCACCAAAUUCGGGAUCUACAGUCCGGGCUGCGGGAUGGAUAAUGUGAUGUUGUCGUGGGGUCAUGAUGAGUAUCUGUAUCAUAUCGCGAAGGCGCAGUCGACGCUACCGAAGGAGGCGUUGGCGAUGAUUCGGUACCAUUCGUUUUACCCGUGGCAUUCGGCGGGGGCGUAUUAUGAGUUGAUGGAUGAGCAUGAUCAUGCUAUGUUGGAGGCGGUUAAGGCGUUUAAUCCGUAUGAUCUUUAUAGUAAGAGUGAUGAUGUGCCUAGUGUGGAGGUUCUGAAGCCGUAUUAUCUGGAACUUAUUGAUGAGUUCUUUCCGAACAAAGUUGUUAAGUGGUGA
Messenger RNA from Mollisia scopiformis, 1374 nucleotides. Its product is annotated as myo-inositol oxygenase. Gene Ontology annotation, cellular component: cytoplasm. Gene Ontology annotation, molecular function: inositol oxygenase activity; iron ion binding. Lineage: Eukaryota; Fungi; Ascomycota; Leotiomycetes; Helotiales; Mollisiaceae. The transcript has 2 exons. The coding region runs from base 436 to 1374 and encodes 312 amino acids. Gene Ontology annotation, biological process: inositol catabolic process. The record is from RefSeq and is a predicted model, not a curated record.